Salvelinus namaycush (lake trout) is the source of this 1144-nucleotide messenger RNA. RefSeq names its product zinc finger protein 135-like. The transcript has 2 exons. The record is from RefSeq and is a predicted model, not a curated record. The annotation marks the transcript as partial. Lineage: Eukaryota; Metazoa; Chordata; Actinopteri; Salmoniformes; Salmonidae.
GAGAUAAUACACACAGGGGAGAAGCCUUACCACUGCUCCCAGUGUGGAAAGAGUUUUAACCAUUUAGGGACCCUGAAAGUUCAAGAGAUAAUACACACAGGGGAGAAGCCUUACCACUGCUCCCAGUGUGGCAAGUGUUUUAACCAGUUAUGGAACCUGAAACAACACAAGAGAAUACACACAGGGGAGAAGCCUUACCAAUGCUCCCAGUGUGGAAAGUUUUUCAGCCAGUCAGGGGAUCUGGAAAAACACGAGACAAUACACACAGUGGAGAAGCCUUACCACUGCUCCCAGUGUGGGAAGUGUUUCAGCCGGUCAGGACAUCUGAAAGAACACGAGAGAAUACACACAGGUGAGAAGCCUUACCACUGCUCGCAGUGUGGAAAGAGUUUUAACAAGUUAGGGAACCUGAAACAACAUGAGAGAAUACACACCGGGGAGAAGCCUUACCAUUGCUCCCAAUGUGGAAUGAGUUUCAACCAGCCGGGGGAGCUGAAAUGGCAUGAGAGAAUACACACAGGGGAGAAGCCUUACCAUUGCUCCCAAUGUGGAAAGUGUUUCAACCGGCCGGGGGUUCUGAAACAGCAUGAGAGAAUACACACAGGGGAGAAGCCUUACCACUGCUCCCAGUUUGGGAAGAGUUUUAGCGAUUUAGGGAGCCUGAAAAGACAUGAGAGAAUACACACAGGGGAGAAGCCUUACCACUGCUCCCAGUGCGGAAAGAGUUGUAACGAUUUAGGGAACCUGAAAAAACAUGAGCGAAUGCACACAGGGGAGAAGCCUUACCACUGCCCCCAGUGUGGAAAGUGUUUCAACCAGCCGGGGGAGCUGAAAUGGCAUGAGAGAAUACACACAGGGGAGAAGCCUUACCAUUGCUCCCAAUGUGGAAAGUGUUUCAACCGGCCGGGGGUUCUGAAACGGCAUGAGAGAAUACACACAGGGGAGAAGCCUUACCACUGCUCCCAGUGUGGAAAGCAUUUUAACCAGAAAGGACACCUGAACAAACAUGAGAGAAUACACACAGGGGAGAAGCCUUACCACUGCUCCCAACGUGGAAGGAGUUUCAACCAUCCGGGGGAGCUGAAACGGCAUGAGAGAAUACACACAGGGGACUUGCUGUCUUAUAUUGUUGACUGAUAAUGAU